AAAUUUUACACACCGUUCAACAUUUGGGGUAGGGGAAUACUAUGGUCCAUGGCUGUGUGGGUUCCUCUGCCAAAAAUUUCCCAUUUUUCUCAGGCUCACAGGCCAGCGGAUUGGGAACUUGGUAUGGCGCAGCUACGAUGUCGUUUUAUCUUUCUCCUGCAUAUCUUCUUCUCUCGCUCUUCUUUCCGUUCAACAACACCUGACCAGAACUUCUCCCGUUCCUUCCCCUUCACAGCGCAGGCCGGUUGCUGUGCGGGGUUUCGUGAUACAUUAUCGGUAGGGCUUGUUGUGGGAAUACUUCUAUGGAGCAUCCAAGAUCAACAUCUGGCGUCGGGGAGGAUAAUAUUGGGAUUCCUGAUGAUUUGCGGUGCAAGCGAUCAGAUGGAAAACAAUGGAGAUGCACUGCCAUGUCCAUGCCUGAUAAGACAGUGUGUGAAAAACACUACAUACAGGCUAAGAAGAGGGCUGCAACUUCUGCAAUGAGAGCCAGUAUGAAAAAAGCUAAGAAAAAACAUUCUGUUGAAAAUGACACAUUCUUGGAGAGUAAAAGUGAUGACAUGGAUCUACCACUUAAUAACCAGAAUACAGGGGAUUUUUCUGGUUCGGUCUCUGGGAAGAAGCAUAAAAAAAAGGUAUCUAAAAAUCAAAGUGGUUAUUUUCCUGAAACAAAUUCAAAUCGGGCAUAUUCCAGUACUGUGAAAACAAAUGAUGAUCUAGAAAGAGAUGCUUCACCAUGCGAAGAGAGUUUAAGGUCUUAUAGGGAACCACUCCCGCAUUGCCAGGAAUCCUCCAAAAACAGAUCCCAGAAGACUUUUGAUUCUGGCCAUAUGACGGAAGAUUCUGAAGGAAGCUCUGAUGCUUCUGAUAACACCGGUGGGCAACCUUGUCAUCAAUGUCGGCAGAAUAAUCACAGGGUUAUUUGGUGCCUUAAAUGUGAUCGAAGGGGAUAUUGUGAAAGAUGCAUCUCAACUUGGUAUUCAGACAUACCAGCAGAAGAUAUUCAGAAGAUUUGUCCUGUUUGUCGUGGCAAUUGUAAUUGCAAAGUGUGCUUACGAGGAGAUAUUCUGAUAAAGGCUAGGGUUAGGGAUAUUCCUGCCCAAAAGAAGCUGCAGUACCUUUUUUCCCUCUUAUAUGCGGUACUUCCUGUUGUAAAGCACAUACAUCAUGAGCAAUGUUCUGAGGUGGAGUUAGAAAAAAGGCUCAGAGGAAAUGGGAUAGAUCUUGCAAGAAUGAAGUUAAAUUCUGAUGAGCAGAUGUGCUGUAACUUCUGCAGAAUACCAAUUAUUGAUUAUCAUCGGCACUGCUCAAAUUGCUCAUAUGAUCUGUGCCUUAGUUGCUGCAAAGAUAUUAGAGAAGCUGCCAAUUGUUCCUCUAAGGAAGAUAUCAUAAACCAGAUUUCUAGCCAGACCAAUGGUGGGGAAAUGAUGUCAGAGGCGUUCAAACUAUCCAAUGUCCAAUUAGAAUCCUUUAAAAGGAUAGCUGAUUGGAAAGCCAAUAGUAAUGGCUCUAUACCGUGUCCCCCCAAAAAGUAUGGGGGCUGCGGUUCCUUGACUUUAGUUCUAAGACGCAUCUUCAAGAUGAACUGGGUUGCAAAACUGGUAAAAAAUGUUGAAGAAAUGGUCGGCGGCUGUGUGCUACGUGAGUCAGGCAAUGUAGACAGAUUUGGCUCUGAGCUUAAUCUAUGCAAGGCUGCACAUAGAGAGAACGCUGAUGAUAAUUAUUUGUACUGUCCAUACUCGGAAGAUGUAAAAAAUGAAGGGAUUGAGAAUUUCAGGAAGGAGUGGAGCAAAGGCAAGCCCAUUAUUGUAAAAGAAGUUUUGAGUAUCUCAUCAACCUCAAUAUGGGAUCCCAUGUUUAUAUGGAGGGGAGUGCGGGAGACAACCGACGAUAUAACAAAAGAUGAGGACAUAAUUGUGAAGGCUAUUGACUGUUUGAAUUGGACUGAGAUUGAUCUUCGUCUUAGUGAGUUCAUCAGGGGAUACUCAGAGGGCAGGAUUUGUGAAAAUGGGUUGCCUCAAAUGUUAAAAUUGAAGGAUUGGCCCUCUCCUAGUGCUUCAGAAGAACUUCUAUUGUACCAGAGACCUGGAUUCCUUAGUAAAGUUCCCUUGCUGGAAUUCAUUCACUCUAAGUGGGGUCUUCUAAAUGUUGCUGCCAAGCUACCUCAUUAUUCACUUCAGAAUGAUGUUGGUCCUAAGAUCUUGAUCUCUUAUGGAUUGUAUGAAGAGCUCAGCAAAGGUGAUGCGGUGCACAACCUUCAUAUAAAUAUGCGUGAUAUGGUGUUUUUAUUAAUACAUACAAGAGAGGUCAAACUGAAAGGUUGGCAGCGGGCUAAAUCAGAGAAGAUACAAAAGACUUAUGCUGACUAUGAAGCCAAAGAAGCAAAUUAUGAUACAAAAAACAAUCUGUACGGAGAUUUGCACACUUUAUCACAUGUUGAGCUGGAUAUGAAGGAAGAGAAUGGUGCUAAUAUGAAUACUCCUCAAGUGUUGGUGGAUCAGGGUGCCAGAAUUUCUAGCUCCAAUUCAGAUAAUAUUGGCGGUGAAGACUUGAACUGCAAUUAUGCAAACAAUUUUGAGGGUACACAAUCUGGAGCUACUUGGGAUGUCUUUCGACGGCAGGAUAUACCAAAGCUUGUUGAGUAUUUAAGAUGUCAUAAAAAUGAAUCUGGAGAGCCUGAGAAUGUUCCUAGUCCUCUUUAUGAUGGGACGAUAUAUCUGAACACACAUCAUAAAGAAAAGCUUAAAGCCAACUUUGGAAUAGAACCUUGGUCGUUUGAGCAGCAUCUGGGGGAUGCUAUAUUCAUUCCUGCAGGCUGUCCUUUCCAGGCGAGGAAUCUUCAGUCGACAGUUCAGUUGGGCCUUGAUUUCCUCUCUCCGGAAAGCUUAGGGGAAGCCGUGAGAAUGACAAAAGAAAUUCGCGGUCUUCAUAAUGCUCAUGAAACCAAGCUUCAAAUGUUGGAGGUGGAAAAGAUAUCACUCUAUGCAGCAAGUUCUGCCAUUAAAGAAGUUCAGAAACUGGUUCUGGAUCCAAAAAUUGGCCCGGAGCUUGGAUACGAGGAUCCUAGUUUAACUGCAAGUGUAUUGAAGAACUUGGAGAUGAUGAGGAAAGAGCAGGUUGCAUGCGCUUGAAGGGUACAUAUUUAUACAUUACAUAGUAUAACUAAAUGUGGUUUUCUAUAUGGAGGAUUGCCCCUUUUUUCUGCAUUACCAGCCUGCGGUGUACAGCUCAUCCUUGGACUUGUUCUUUUUGUUAAUUUUUUGCCUUUUACCAAUUUACAACUCAGAAGUUAUAGUUACCAUAGAUAACUAUGAAUGAAUAGCAGUAGAGCUGGAUGUAAAGAAGACGGUCGGUGAUUAUCCAUAUGGGUUUCUCAGUAAAAAAAGAUGGAGUUUAUUGCACUAAUACCCCCGGUGCAGAUCUUGGUUUUGAAUACCAGGACCUUGUAUAUUGAGAGUCUUUUGAUAACAUGAUGCCUUCCAAGAUUGCAUAUGUUGCAGCCUCUGCCUUCCUCUUCUUAGGGUUAUGAGGGGUCUUGGAAAGUGUUGGGAUUCAGAAAAGGUUCCUCUUUGGAUUUUACAUAAAGUUUAAGAAAAAUAAAAUUGUGUGGUGGAAAGUAAUGUCAAAGACAGAUUGUGAGCCACAAUUUUUUUCAUAACUGGAAAGAAGAGUAUUUUAGAGACGUCCCGAAAAGAAAAUGAAGAAUCUUUGUUUGGGACAGAGGGUGUAUU
Messenger RNA from Cuscuta campestris, 3728 nucleotides. The record is from the annotation of a GenBank genome assembly. NCBI's taxonomy places the organism in Eukaryota, Viridiplantae, Streptophyta, Magnoliopsida, Solanales, Convolvulaceae.